Messenger RNA from Vigna radiata var. radiata (mung bean), 489 nucleotides. RefSeq lists its product as uncharacterized. Bases 1 to 489 code for a protein of 162 amino acids. The record is from RefSeq and is a predicted model, not a curated record. The transcript is spliced from 3 exons. Lineage: Eukaryota; Viridiplantae; Streptophyta; Magnoliopsida; Fabales; Fabaceae.
AUGAGGAAUGAUUUGAGGAGGGAGAGGAAAUUGCCUGGUUAUUUUGACAGGGAAGUGUAUAAUAUUCUCGAUUCUCCGUCCACGGCGGCUGCUGCGACUGUGGAGACUCCUACGGCCGCGGUGGAGGCGGCGGUAGACGAGGAAGUGCACCUAUAUGAUAGUAAUCGGAGAGUUGGGAGUGAUGAUGGGUUGUUCUCUGAUUGUGAGAAGGAGGAGGUUUUGCUUUCGGCCCCUUCCAAGGAUGUUCCUGCACCCGUUCCAAUCUCAGCCCCAACAGGUGGGCCUUCACACUUACUACCACCACCCGAAGUGGUUGUCCUACCGACGCACCACGGGCAUCCGCCAUACGUGGCUCAGCAUCAACAACAAGCGGUGUUCGGUUCUUACGACCCUCUUCCACCCUCCAUGAACAAGGUUGAAGAUGAAGAUGCGAGGGAGGAGAUGAUCGAGAAGAAGACGCUUGCGCAACAGAGCGAUUUAGGUUGGUGA